UGUAGUUUCUGUACGGAUGACAACAGAGGACGGAGCAGCUUCUUCAUGGAUUUCGUCAGAGCAGGAAGUAUUUUCAGAGUUUGUUUGAGAAGCUGCAAAAUGUGGCGUUUUAGAACGUUUCUACACGUGACGCUGGUUUUAAUGUGUGGCUUCGGUUGGGUAUGUGGAGAUAUUACAGACGGAAACACGGAGCAUCUGAAGAGAGAGCACUCCUUAAUCAAACCGUACCAAGGUAUUGGCAGCAACCCGUCCAGUCAGUGGGACUUCUGGGGGAGCACGCUGGUGACAACCUCAUACGUCCGUCUGACUCCAGAUGAGAGAAGCAAACAGGGAUCCAUCUGGAACACUGUGCCUUGUUACCUGAAGGACUGGGAGAUGCACGUACAGUUUAAAGUUCACGGGUCAGGAAAGAAAAAUCUCCAUGGUGAUGGCAUUGCAAUCUGGUACACAAAGGAUAGACUACAUCCAGGCUCUGUGUUUGGAAACCAGGACAAGUUUCUUGGCCUAGCUAUUUUUGUGGAUACCUUCCGCAAUGAUCUCCACGGAAUGGAUCGCUCGUUCCCGUACAUUUCGGCCAUGGUGAACAACGGGUCUGUGAGCUACGACCACGGAAAAGAUGGUCGAUCAUCAGAGCUGGGAGGCUGUUCUGCAGAGAUCCGGAAUAGAGACCACGAUACGUAUCUUGCCAUCCGCUAUUCCAAAGGAAGACUCACAGUCAUGGUGGAUGUGGAUGACAAGAAUGAGUGGAAGGAAUGCAUCGACAUCGGAGGUGUUCGUCUUCCUACCGGAUAUUUCUUUGGUGCCUCUGCAGCUACAGGAGAUCUGUCCGAUAACCAUGACAUCAUCUCCAUGAAGCUCUACCAGCUGAUGGUUGAACACACCCCCGAGGAGGAGAACCUGGACUGGACCAAGAUCGAGCCUAGCGUCAGCCUCCUCAAGUCCCCAAAAGACAACGUUGACGACCCGACUGGAAACUUCCGUGGCACGCCCCUGACGGGCUGGAAGGUGUUCCUGCUGCUGCUGUGCGCUCUGCUGGGGAUCGUGGUGUGUGCCGUGGUGGGAGCCGUGGUUUUCCAGAAGAGACAGGAGAGGAACAAGAGGUUUUACUGAGCACGGGGGAUGCUGCAUCACAGGUGGUUUGCUGACGUGAACUGUGUCCAAAUGAAAGUGUGAACACAUUCAAUGUGAACUUUUUCUUUCUUUUCUUUUUCUUUCAAAAAGAUUGUACAAAUGUUUAUAUUUCUGAAGCACUGCGUUUUGAGAGUGAGCUAUGGUGAUUUGUGAAGUUGACAAGGAGAAGCAGCUCUGGUGCAAACGAGUAACAACCAUCACCAGUGACACGGGGGGGGGGGGGGGGUGUUCACUCCCCCUUUGAUUUACUGUGUCGGAAGUUUAGGAUUUUGUUUUUAAAAACAAAAUCCUCCCCACACCACCGUUGCUUGUGUGAUGUGCCUACAGUUAUGAACUUUUGACACAGAGUGUUGGUUUUUAUUUUCUGGGGGCUAUUUUACUGGAUAUAAAAGAUGCAAAGGUUGCAUUCACAUUACUGGCUGAAAUGGCCUGAAUCUCAGAUGUGCUGGUUUACAUUUGGGUUUGG
This is a messenger RNA of Thalassophryne amazonica, 1597 nucleotides long. RefSeq names its product lectin, mannose-binding 2 (gene lman2). Gene Ontology annotation, cellular component: COPII-coated ER to Golgi transport vesicle; Golgi membrane; endoplasmic reticulum membrane. Gene Ontology annotation, biological process: endoplasmic reticulum organization; Golgi organization; endoplasmic reticulum to Golgi vesicle-mediated transport. NCBI's taxonomy places the organism in Eukaryota, Metazoa, Chordata, Actinopteri, Batrachoidiformes, Batrachoididae. Gene Ontology annotation, molecular function: D-mannose binding. The coding region runs from base 46 to 1110 and encodes 354 amino acids. The record is from RefSeq and is a predicted model, not a curated record. The transcript has 8 exons.